Molecule: messenger RNA, 1876 nt
Organism: Carya illinoinensis
Lineage: Eukaryota; Viridiplantae; Streptophyta; Magnoliopsida; Fagales; Juglandaceae
Exons: 5
Coding region: 342-1037 (231 amino acids)
Source: RefSeq, a predicted model, not a curated record
CGUUUUCAGUGAGGUUCUCUGAAUUUCAGUGGAAUUUGGAUAGCCUAAAAGAGGGGCAAGGACAAUACUUGAUCUCUUCGGCUAUCAGAAGUUCAGAACUGCAACAGGCAUGCCCAUUGCCCACACAUGUGGGCUCACCGUUGGAAGGACUUCGUUGGUCUGUCAUAUCUAUGUUGUAACAGCUUCUGUAGGAUAGCAUUAAGGCAGCAGUGUUUCACAGCUGAGAAAUCUGUGUCAGAUACACAAGCUCGCUUCUGCUGCGGAUUUGUUGCCAUUGGCAGUCAAUCAGUCACCGCCUCGUUUAUCCUUCUCUCCUGGCUUUUCCCCAAAAUCAGUUUACCAUGUCUGCAAUUGCAAUAUCCCAUGUCAUUUCAAGCCCAAACUCUUUGUGUGUUAGAAAAUUGAUGACAAGAACAAGACCCGGAAACGGUAUCCUGUUCAGCUCCAUAGCCAGCAUACCCACUUGGAGAAGCUACCAUUCUUUGAGACGACAGUCCCGCUUCUUCAGAAUCCCAUAUGGGUCCUCCAAGCGAAGCUCGGUUUUCACUGGCUCCAAGCCCUUUUCUCCUGUCAUGGAAUGGCAGGAUUGCACGGUUAAGAUGGAACUUGAUGUGCCUAUUUCAGUUGCCUAUAACUGUUACUCCGACCGUGAGGCCAUUCCCCGUUGGAUGCCAUUCAUUUCAUCUGUAAAGAUAUUGGAGGACAAGCCUGACAUAUCUCAAUGGUCACUGAAGUAUGAAGCAUUUGGUCGUGAUAUUGAAUUCUCUUGGCUUGCUCGAAAUAUGCAGCCUACCCCAAAUCAGAAAAUCCAUUGGAGAUCUCUGGAAGGUCUUCCUAACAGAGGUGCUGUUCGAUUUUAUCCAAAAGGUCCUUCAUCAUGCAUUGUAGAAGUAAGGCUGCCUUUCCUACAACAUUUUAUUUAUAAUUUGCACCAUUGUUUUUAUGGUCUUAUGAAUGUUCCUUGCCCCCUCUUCUUAACAAUUUUAAUUGGCCACAAUUUGAUGAACUUGUGGGCGAUAUACAGGCCAUCAAAUUGAUGCCGCAGUAAGGAGACAGUACCUUAAAUUUGAUAGUUGUAAGAAAAAUAUUCCUUCUUGACCAUUGUUUCCAUGUGCUAGAGGAAAUAGCAUAUGACGGAAUGUGAAUAAAAACUUAAUUAUUUACAUGCUUUCAAAAUAGCAGAAGUAGAAAAGUGUCCCUUCAAUUAUUUUCCACCUUUCUUGGUUCAAGGUUUACUUAUGUCCUUGCAAUUAUUUGUAUUUGUUCUUUCCAGCUGACAGUGUCAUAUGAAGUUCCUCAAAUUUUAGUUCCAGUGGCGUCGGUAAGCUUUCUGACUGUUUUUGGAUGUUAUGCAUCGCACCAAGCUGGAGCACCUCAAAUUACUUAGGGAACAACAAUAAAUUAUCGAAUGAAGAUCUAUCCGUUGUUUGGAAUGAUAAAGGAUAGGGAUCUGAGUAUGAAAUAUUUUUCAGGCCUAUGCCUCAAAGUUCCCUUUUUCUUUUUUUCUCCAUUAUUAAAGGAAAAAAGGAUUCCAUAUUUCAUAUUUUUCUUUACUUUAAAGAAGCACAGAUGUGAACCAUCAUUUUCUUUUUCUUAUAUUGAACUUGUUCAGGCCCUGCAACCUUUACUUGAAGGCUUACUACGAAGUGGUUUGGAACGAUUUGCAACGUUUGCAAAAAGCAACCAAGCAGACUUUAACUAGCUGAUAGUACGAAUGGCAGCUAAACCUUAUGUGUGAUAGUUGUCACUGAUUCUUUCGACAUGGAAUGUGUAUUUUUGCCACAUCCAAGUGUAAUGCAUAAAUUGUAAAGAAAUAACUGGUACCAUAUAAUUUAGACAUCAUACAUAUAUUAAAAAUUACUUUGUUUCUCUGGCA